Molecule: messenger RNA, 1331 nt
Organism: Teleopsis dalmanni
Lineage: Eukaryota; Metazoa; Arthropoda; Insecta; Diptera; Diopsidae
Gene: mRpL10
Product: 39S ribosomal protein L10, mitochondrial
Exons: 2
Coding region: 243-986 (247 amino acids)
Biological process (GO): translation
Cellular component (GO): mitochondrial large ribosomal subunit
Molecular function (GO): structural constituent of ribosome
Source: RefSeq, a predicted model, not a curated record
GUUGAAUUCAAAGUCAACGUUUUUGCAUGACGUUUCGAAGUAGCCUCUAGCGGAAAUUUUAGCAAGCAACUCCUACUGUCAAAUUAACGACAGCUGAUAAAUAAAGAAAUAGAAGUCAGUGCUCCAGCAACGAGCGGCGAUUUUAUUUAUGGCAAAUAGAAGGAAUUAUUAAAAUAAAAGUCUAGUGUUUGUAGUUAAAAUUAUAAAUUUUAAACUUUUCGUAAUUAAAAGCAUCAGUAAAAAUGUCAAACUUUAUACACAAAGCAUUUCUAUUGACCAGUCGACCGCCUCUCAUCCAAUUUCAACGUUACCGUGCUAAAAUUAAUAUACAACGUCCACGACAGCCGCAUUAUGACCGUGCAUUGGUGCUUGCCGUAACGAAAGAAAUUGUUGAAAAGGAACCAAAAACAAAAAAUUGUUUUGUUAAAAUUAAAAAUACCGACAUAGAAAAUCCAUAUUUGAAAAUAAUUGCACGGGAAGUACGCAACUGGUUUGAACAAUCACGUAUGGUUGGCAUAUUCCACAUGAAUUCCAUGACUGAGGAUGAUAUGUUUGAUGUGCGCGUAAAUUUACAUAAACAAAAUAUGGUUGUGAAAAUGUAUGGUAGACAAAUUAUGGCAGAAGCGCUCACUGAUACAAAAUAUGAAUCGUUGUUGCCAUUAUUCAAUGUGUCUUAUAGAUUGGUAUUCUCACCGGAGGAUCGUGCAAAACAACUUAUACGUACAGUGCGGAAAGUGCCCCAGAUGAUGCUGUUAGGUGGAAUUGUAAACAAUGUUUUGCUGAGUCGGAAUGAAUUCAUGGAUUAUGCACAACAUCCUGGUUUGCAAUCCGCGCAAGCCGAACUGGUACAAACACUCAAUAUGUCAGCCGGUAAUCUAGUGCAACAGUUGGAACAGCAUCAGAAUAGCUUUGUAAAUAUACUUGAUGUCUAUGCAAAAGAGGAAAGUCAAAUUGAAACGAAAGCAGAUAGUCCCGAGAAGAAAUAGAAGUAAUUAUAUUACGAACGAAUAUAAUUUUUUUUUAAUUUGUUAGAGUUGUUAUAUUAAUAUCGAAACAAAUUAUUAUAAUUUAAAUUGAGCAUUAUUUUCGGAAUUGUUCACGAUUUUGCUACUGUAUAGAUUAUUACUUAAUGUUAUUUAAUUACGAAACAUCGUCGAUAUUUAGUUUCGAUUAUUUCAAAAAUAAAUCUAUCGUACGAAAUAUGUAUGUACUUAAUUAUCUGAACGCAUAUCGGUUUUAUUACAACUUAUCCGUCUGGCUGUCCGUUUAAAUACAUAUCUUCAUCUUAUUAUGCGGUAUAAAUCUAAAACCGAUUUUUUGUAUUAAAUAAA